Molecule: messenger RNA, 1227 nt
Organism: Exophiala aquamarina CBS 119918
Lineage: Eukaryota; Fungi; Ascomycota; Eurotiomycetes; Chaetothyriales; Herpotrichiellaceae
Exons: 5
Coding region: 1-1227 (408 amino acids)
Molecular function (GO): monooxygenase activity; oxidoreductase activity, acting on paired donors, with incorporation or reduction of molecular oxygen; heme binding
Source: RefSeq, a predicted model, not a curated record
AUGGCUAAAGACCUUCCUUACCUCUAUCUUUGUGUGUUGGUGCUGGGUGUCUUCGGGAUCUACCGUCUACUCCAGGUAGGAAAGCGAGACCCAAGAAUGCCAAAAGGCCCCCCUACACUGCCAAUAUUAGGCAAUUUCCAUCAGAUUCCAUCCACUGGAAUGUACAGGCAAUUUCGUGAAUGGGCAAAGGAAUAUGGCUCUGUCUUCUCACUAAAGUUCGGACCUUCGAACAUCAUUGUCCUAUGCGAUCGAGAGGUAAUUCACGAGCUUCUCGACAAGAAAGGGAGCAUUUACUCAGACCGACCUACAACAUACGUCGGGAACUUAUUAACGCAGGGAGAUCAUAUUGCAAUCUCGCCAGCGGACGCUCUGUGGAGAGAAAAGCGUAAAGUGAUUGCACAUAACUUCUCUCCAAAGAUGCUUGACGAGAAGCAUUUUAGAGUUCAAGAGGCCGAAGGCAUCGUUUUGAUGAAUGACCUCUUAACGAAUCCAGAAGGCUUUUUCAACCACAUUCGUCGAUACACCGCCUCGGUAGCUGCUACCUUGGUCUUCGGCCAGCGAGGCUCAACAUUUAACUCCUUCUGGGCACAUGUCAGUAAUUCUCAAGGCUUUUAUGAUAGUUGGACGGAAUGUAUGGAACCAGGUGCCAAUCCCCCAGUAGACGAGUACACCUUCUUACAGUACACUCCUGCAAGCUUGGCCCAUUGGAAGAAGCGGGCAUUACAAGCAGGAGAUACCAUGGACGCUGUGUGGGAUCGAGCACGCAAAAUCGUGGAUACACGAAGGGCCAAAGGUGAUAAGCGUGACUGUAUUGCCGACCGCCUUUUAGACGAGUAUAAUGAGAAAGGCUUCCCAAUGAGUCAACACGCCUUCAACAAUCUCAUUGGGGAGCUGGUCGAGGGAGGUGCGGAUACCACAGCGGCUCAGUUACUAACAAUGGUUCUGGCCCUUGCGCGAAAUCCCGAGGUACAGAAGAAGGCGCGGGCUGAGAUUGACCCUUUAUGUGGAGCUUCUCGAUCACCCCAGAUGAGCAAGGACUUCGCGAGCCUUCCGUACAUUAACGCCGUUAUCAAAGAAGGUAUGAGGUGGCGUCCAGUCCCGGACAUUUAUCCAGACGAUGAAGCCUUUAAUCCGGAUAGAUUCUUAAACUACCCUAAGCUAUCUAGCGAGUAUGCUGGUAGCGCUAAUUGGAAAGAUCGAGAUAAGUUCCUCUACCCAGAGAUUUAA